Molecule: messenger RNA, 1215 nt
Organism: Lindgomyces ingoldianus
Lineage: Eukaryota; Fungi; Ascomycota; Dothideomycetes; Pleosporales; Lindgomycetaceae
Exons: 3
Coding region: 1-1215 (404 amino acids)
Source: RefSeq, a predicted model, not a curated record
AUGCCUUCGCAAAGCCAUGGACACGUCUUCCUAGUGGUGGCUUUGUGUUUGGUGGCUUUGUUUCUUCUGUUGAGGAUCCAGCAUAACGAGGAUUCGCACAGCGCCUUUCCGUUCUCAAAGCAGUACUCCCGCACUAGUCGCGGGUUGUCCAAUGCAAUUGGUAAUGACACUCUUGGGUUCCAAAAAAUCUUCGUAAUUAACGCACCAUGGAGGACAGACCGAAAAGAUUCAAUAUCAAUCGCUGCAUCCUACAGCGGCUUAAGUUUAGACUGGGUGGAUGGUGUCGCAGCGGAGAACAUUCUAGAGAAGGCAUAUCCACCAGGAAACCAUCGGACAAUAUCAGAUGGAAAUAAGGGCAGUUGGCGGGCGCAUAUGAAUGCAUUACGAGCUAUCAUCCAACAGAAUCUGACCACAGGUUUGAUCCUUGAAGACGAUGCGGAUUGGGACUUCCGACUGCGAUCUCAACUGGAGGACUUCAGUGUUGGGGCAAGGAUGUUACCAAACCUUAUCACACAAGCCGAACUACACUCUCGUUCUAAGAAGCCACCGCAACUUAUGGAUGACCAAAGGCUCUCACAAUUUGAACUCGCAAAACGAUCUUCUCUCGCCAUCUCUUCUCCCUCGAGCCGUAACAUCCCCAAAGCAGAACCCUAUGGCAGAGAUUGGAACAUCCUCUGGUUGGGGCACUGUGGCGCCGAACUGUCGCCAUUAUCGCCCAACGCCCCUAAUCGCAUCGCCAUAAUGAACGACAAAACAGUUCCGGAACCCCAAUACUUAAAGCCCAUGCCCCUCGCGUCCCUCGACAAAAUCUCUAGUGUCUAUCCCCCCCACACGCGCAUCAUCCACCGUACCAACUCCACUCUCUGCUCCAUCGCUUACGCGGUGACACAAACUGGGGCACGACGUCUCCUCUACGAAUUCGGUAUCCGGGAAUUCAACAAGGGAUACGACUUUGCCUUGUCCGACUACUGCAACGGGUUGACACGAGGAGCUACGCAGGAGACGAUGCCGCUGUGUAUUACGGUCCAACCGCCAAUUUUUAGCCACCAUUUUCCAGAACGGAUGAAGAGCGAUAUUACGGGGCAUACGGCGGGAUUUGUACCGGCUGUAGAGACAAGGUAUGUGAGGUGGAGUGUGAGGAUGAAUUUGGAGAGGUUAGUGAAGGGGGAGGACGGCGUUGAGGAGCAGUGGCCGGAUACGAAGAUGGAGACUUGA